Messenger RNA from Micropterus dolomieu (smallmouth bass), 4971 nucleotides. RefSeq names its product protein tyrosine phosphatase receptor type T (gene ptprt). Gene Ontology annotation, biological process: protein dephosphorylation. The transcript is spliced from 37 exons. Bases 1 to 4533 code for a protein of 1510 amino acids. Gene Ontology annotation, cellular component: membrane. Gene Ontology annotation, molecular function: protein binding; protein tyrosine phosphatase activity. NCBI's taxonomy places the organism in Eukaryota, Metazoa, Chordata, Actinopteri, Centrarchiformes, Centrarchidae. The record is from RefSeq and is a predicted model, not a curated record.
AUGGAUAAACGGAGUUAUUCUCUCGUUUUGCCUGCAGCUUUCAUCUACUUUGUACUUUUGGGAUUUACUGGUGGACAGUUCUUUCCAGGUGGCUGUACAUUUGAGGAGUCAUAUAGCAGCUGUGGGUACAGCGUUUCUCUGGGAACCAAUGGAUUUACCUGGGAACAAGUCAACUCCUGGGAAAAACCCACCAUGGACCCUGCUCUGCCUACUGGUUCGUUCAUGGUGGUGAACGCGUCUGGCAGGGCGUCGGGACAAAAGGCUCACCUUUACAUGCCCACCCUGAAGGAGAAUGACACCCACUGCAUUGACUUCCUCUACUCCCUGUCCAGCCGGGACGGAGCCAGCCCAGGCACGCUCAACGUCUACAUCAAGGUGAAUGGAGGUGCUCAGGGUAAUCCAGUAUGGAACGCCUCUGAUACUGUUACUGAAGGCUGGGUGAAGGCUGAGCUGGCCAUUUCUACAUUUUGGCCUAACUCGUAUCAGGUAAUAUUUGAAGCAGUUUCAGUUCAAGGCCAUCCAGGUUUCAUCGCCAUCGACGACAUUCGAGUUCUAGCUCACCCCUGCCGUAAAGCGCCUCACUUCCUGCGUCUACAGAAUGUAGAGGUGAACGUGGGUCAGAAUGCUACGUUCCAGUGUACUGCUGGAGGGAAAUGGUCUCAGCAUGAUAAACUCUGGCUACAGCAGUGGAACGGUAAGGACACAGCGCUGAUGGUGACCAGGGUGGUGAACCACCGGCGUUUCUCUGCAACCGUCAGCGUUGGUGACACAUCCCAGCGCAGCACCAGCCGCUACCGCUGCGUCAUCCGAUCAGACGGCGGGUCAGGGGUGUCCAACUAUGCCGACCUAAUUGUCAAAGCUCCACCCACUCCCAUUGCUCCGCCUGAGCUUCUUGCUGUUGGUGCCACCUACCUUUGGAUCAAACCGAACGCCAACAGCAUCAUCGGCGAUGGACCGAUCAUCCUGAAGGAGGUGGAGUACCGCACCACUUCAGGGAACUGGGCGGAGACCCACGUGGUGGACUCCCCCACCUAUAAACUGUGGCAUCUGGACCCAGAUGUGGAGUAUGAGAUCAAGGUUCUCCUAUCCAGACCUGGGGAGGGAGGAACUGGGCCUCCGGGGCCAUCGCUGGUCACCAGGACUAAAUGUGCAGAUCCAGUCCAUGGUCCCCAAAAUGUCAAUGUGGUUGAUGUCAGAGCCCGCCAGCUGACUAUACAAUGGGAGACGUUUGGGUAUGCUGUGACACGCUGCCACAGCUACAAUCUGACGGUGCAGUACCAGUAUGUAUUUAACCAGCAGGAGUUUGCAGCAGAGGAGCUGAUCCAGACAUCGUCACAUUACACCCUGAGGGGGCUGAGGCCCUUUGUCACUGUCAGACUGCGGUUGGUCCUGGCUAACCCAGAGGGCAGCAAGGAGAGCGAGGAGAUAGUCAAACAGACAGAGGAAGAUGUACCUGGCUCAGUGCCGAUGGAGUCUCUACAGAAUACACCCUAUGAAGAGAAGAUCUUCAUGCAGUGGAAAGCUCCCAACGAGACCAAUGGGGUCAUCACACUGUAUGAGAUUACCUACAAGGCCCUGAGCUCCUUGGAUCCCAGUGCUGAUCUGACAACCCAGAGGGGAAGGGUGUUCAAACUGAGGAAUGAGACCCAUCACCUGUUCGUUGGUCUUUACCCAGGGACCACCUACUUCUUCACCCUCAAAGCCUCCACAAACAAGGGCUUCGGCCCGCCUGUCACCACCCGCAUCACCACCAAGAUAGCAGCCCCCAUGAUGCCAGAGUAUGAGUCUGAGGCUCCACUGAAUGAGACAGAGACCACCAUCACCAUCCUGCUAAAGCCCGCCCAAUCACGUGGUGCACCUAUCAGCUCCUACCAGCUUGUUGUGAAGGAGGAGCGCAAGUCCAAGACCCGCCGUGCCGCCUCCGAAGCCCCCGAAUGUUUCUCCGCACCGGUCAGCUUCCGCAAUGCCUCUAUUUUGGACUCGUCCUACUACAUUGCUGCUGAGUUGCCCCCAUCCAGUCUCACAGUUGUACAACCUUUCACGGUGGGAGACAACAAGAGCUACGGCGGUUUCUGGAAUCCUCCACUGUCACCGGCCAAGAGCUACAGCAUCUACUUCCAGGCCAUGAGCAGAGCCAAUGGGGAAACCAAAAUCAACUGUGUCCGCCUGGCAAACAAAGUGGUAAUAGGUAGGGGACAAAUAACAACGCCGUACAUUCUAGUCAUCCCAAGCGAAGGUGCGUCAACCCAAGAUUCAGAUGCAAUGGAGCCAGAGAAGCAGGUUGACAGCACAGUGAAAAUGGCUGGAGUCAUUGCAGGGAUCCUGAUGUUCAUCAUCAUCCUCCUCGGCGUAGUCCUAACCUUCAAACGCAGAGAGAUUCACACAUGGAGAACUCUGAGCGUGGGAAAAUUGGCUAAGAAGCAAAAGGAGACUGCCAGCAGUUCCACCCAGCAGAGGGAGAUGGGUCCAGUCACCACAGCUGAUAAGAGCACCACUAAAGUGAGCACCCUGCACAAAGAUGACCCCUUCUCAACCUCCAACCAGGACCUCAAUGGAUUCACCUCCCCCUCUCCCUGCUCCUUCUCUGUGCAGGGAAGCAAGACACUGCAGAGCAAAUCCCUGCUGAAUUCGUACUACUCAGUGUCCAAAGAGCCUGUUCCAGCCACAACUUCUAUAGACAGUAGCCAGCCGUCACUCGCCCAACCCUCUCUGACCCUGCAGAGUUUUCCCUAUGGAGGCUGUGAGUCUGUGGAGCUCUCCUACCAGAGUGGUCAAUUCCAGGCAGGCCAGUUUCAGCCGGCCAUUCGAGUUGCCGACCUCCUUCAACACAUCACGCAGAUGAAAUGUGGACAGGGCUAUGGUUUCAAGGAGGAAUAUGAGGCCUUAGCGGAAGGACAGACGGCGCCCUGGGAAACGGCCAAGAAGGAUGAGAACCGCAACAAGAAUCGCUAUGGCAACAUCAUCGCUUACCCCUCAGAUGAUCACACCAGGGUCCGACUGCAGCUGCUCGAUGGAGACCCCCAUUCUGACUACAUCAACGCCAAUUAUAUUGAUGGGUACCAUAGACCCAGACAUUACAUCGCCACACAAGGGCCCAUGCAGGAAACGGUGAGAGAUUUCUGGAGGAUGGUCUGGCAGGAAAACUCAGCCUCUAUCGUCAUGGUUACCAACCUAGUGGAGGUGGGCAGGGUGAAGUGUGUUCGUUACUGGCCGGAUGAGACAGAGGUUUAUGGAGACAUCAAGGUGACCCUGAUAGAAACAGAACCACUUGCUGAAUACGUCAUACGGACAUUCACUGUCCAGAAGAAGGGUCAUCAUGAGAUCCGGGAACUCCGUCAGUUUCAUUUCACUAGCUGGCCAGACCAUGGAGUUCCUUGUUAUGCCACUGGACUGCUUGGCUUCAUACGACAAGUCAAGUUCCUCAACCCGCCUGAUGCUGGGCCUAUAGUGGCACACUGCAGUGCUGGUGCAGGAAGGACGGGCUGCUUCAUUGCAGUGGACAUUAUGUUGGACAUGGCAGAAAAUGAAGGCGUGGUGGACAUUUUCAACUGCAUACGAGAGCUGAGAUCACAACGAGUCAACAUGGUCCAGACAGAGGAACAAUAUGUGUUUGUUCAUGACGCCAUCUUGGAGGCAUGUCUAUGUGGGAAUACAGCCAUACCAGUGUGUGAGUUCAGAGCCAUUUACUACAACAUUAGCAGACUGGACCCACAGACCAAUUCCAGCCAGAUUAAAGAUGAGUUCCAGACUCUAAACAUAGUGACCCCAAGAGUCCGUCCAGAGGACUGCAGCGUAGGUUUGCUACCCAGGAACCACGACAAGAACCGCAGUUUGGAUGUUCUAUCCGCAGACCGAUGCCUGCCUUUCCUCAUAUCUGUGGAUGGGGAGAGCUCCAAUUACAUCAAUGCUGCAUUAAUGGAUAGCCACAAACAGCCAGCGGCCUUCAUUGUUACCCAGCAUCCUUUGCCAAACACCAUGGGCGACUUCUGGAGGCUGGUGUUCGACUACAACUGCUCCUCGAUUGUAAUGCUCAAUGAGAUGGAUGCAGCACAGUUGUGUAUGCAGUACUGGCCAGAAAAGAGUUCAUGUUGCUAUGGUCCUAUUCAAGUCGAAUUCAUAUCGGCAGACAUCGACGAAGACAUCAUCAACCGAAUCUUCAGGAUCUGCAACAUGGCCAGGCCACAGGACGGUUACCGCCUGGUGCAGCACUUUCAGUUCAUCGGCUGGCCAGCCUACAGGGACACGCCUCUCUCUAAACGCUCUAUCCUCCAGUUGGUCAGGAGGUUGGCGAAGUGGCAGGAGCAGUAUGAUGGAGGAGACGGGAGGACUGUGGUACACUGCCUUACCGGCGGAGGUCGUUCUGGAACGUUCUGUGCCAUCUGCAGCAUCAAUGAGAUGAUCCAGCAGCAGAACAUUGUGGAUGUUUUCCACACCGUCAAAACACUGAGGAACAACAAGACUAAUAUGGUGGAGACUAUGGAACAGUAUAAGUUCUGCUAUGAAGUGGCUCUAGAGGCUCUCAGCUCCUUCUGAAGUUUUCUUUUCUGAUUCGCCGUUGACGCUGCCUGUCAUUCUCAACGCAACACUGGGACACACAAAGUGCAAAACUGCUUUGUGCUGUCCCGAAUCCAACCUGUGAGCAUGUGUGCCUGUAUGUAUGUAUGUGUGUGUGUGUGUGUGUGUGUGUGUGUGUGUGUGUGUGUUUUGAGAGUGUGUGCACUUGAUUAUGUGUGAUUAAGAGAGGGCGUGCUUGCAUACUUGACUGUGUACAUGUGUAUCUAUGUGUGUGCUUGUGACAACACACACACACGCAUACAACCUGUACAGAAGUGGGAAAAAAAGUGAGAAACAUACACACUGAUGAUUUCCAUGUGUCUGUUCACUUCAGCAAGACUGGGGACCUUACAUGCUUGUACAAAGAAAAAAGAGAAAAUGAUAUGUUGAAAACAAAAUGAGAUGUUUAAAAAAACA